AUGGAUUCUACAAGUUGUGCGAAUAAAGAUUCGUUCCGUGAAACCUCAAGAGUAAGCUCAAGGUCAUUUUCUUACUCAAAUUUAAACAACGCCUCUCUACAGCUUUUAAAGGCAGACUUUGUCGCCUACUCAUUUCUGGCCCAGGGCAAGUACUUUAAGAGAAUCUCACAACAAAUUUCAAAUACAACAACCCGUUCUAAACAUGAAUCUUCAACCAGUCGAACAGAUUUUAAUCCCAAUUUAAACACACAAAUCUCACACAAUCUCACAUCCAAAUCUAAUCCUGAUGGUAAAUCUAAUUUUGAUCUUAAAUUUAAUUUUGAUACUAAAUCCAAACUGGAUCCUAAAUAUUACAAGUUAAGUCCUGGAGAGCUGAAAACAGAGUUUAAAUUUUCAAAAUCAAACUGGAAACGUUCCAGUUUAGGCUCAAGAUUAACGUAUUUGAAUAGGAAAUGUCAUUUUAAUGGAAUCAGCUCUAAGAAGCACACGUAUUUGUGUUUUUUUAGCGCAUUAGACCUGCCGGUAAAGUCGGAUCAGUUUGAAGAAUUAUUCUCACAGUUUGAGAACUACGUAAUAAAGCUGUUUUCAGUACAUCCAACACUGGGGUCCGAGAAAAGAGGAGGCUGCAUAGACGAAGACGGCUCAAUGAUAGGCUCGAUGCUUAAUUACAUCCGAUCAUACGAAUGUUCGCUCCACCUGCUGUCACAGAAGCCGAGAAACUACUUUUACAUUUCACUAUUUCUCCUAAUUGUUCUCCUGAGGAAUAUGCGACGGCUACUGCACCACUACAGACCCAAUUCUACACUUUUGGAGUUAAUUUUGAUCCUAGUUGAGGGCAUCUAUUUGUGCCAAAACCAUCUGCACAGCUUUUUUCACCGUACUAACGGGACUAUUUUAAAGGGAGAUUCAUUUAAAUUUGAACCGAGUGAGGGGAAACGUAACGAUUUAGUGAAUAAAGAGUUAUUGAAGAGUUUCAAUGAAAGUUGUAACAGAUGUAGAAACUCAAUUUAUAACCUGUGUAAGGCAGAGUCGGCUAGAUAUUACGAUGAUUCUAAGCCUGAGUCAAAAAGUGAUAAAUGUGAAGAUAAUAAACAGGAUACUGCGUUAAGGAGUGGAAAUAGUACUUCAGGUCAACCGAAUACGGGGCUAAGGAGUGAAAAAUCUACGUCAGGUGAAGUGGAUUUAUCAGAAUUUGAAACUGCUAGAGAAGAUAUUCCAACGUUUUAUGACAAUAUUUCGUCCCUAACAACACGUUGUGAGAGUGUUGACAGUCGUUUACGGUACGAAUUGGUCGAGAUUUCUGAGCUUUCAGGCCUUAAUUUGGUUCUAGACGAGAAGGUUUCAGAGUGGAUUUCAGAGCUAUGUAAUUUGUCGAGUUUUUAUUGUAAAUUAGGUUCUGAGCCCAUUUUACUCAGUAAUCCGUUCCUUAAAUUGACACUUAACUCUGACACCGUCUUGCCAAAAGUUUGCAAAUUCUCAUUUACAAAUUUAUCUUUUGACCGCAUUUUGCACUUGAAACUGGUAGACUCGCUAUUUUAUUCUCAACUUUGCUCAAAAUCACCUGAAAUUUCUUUGAGGUCUUCUCAGUCCACGACAUUGCUCAAGCCCAGGAAAAGCAGUUAUAGCCGGUGGUCUGACGAUGAGGUUAAUUUGCUCAUAAGGUCCAUUAAUCGGUAUGGUACUGGGAACUGGUCCUUCAUUGCUCGUGCUUACUUUUUGGGUAAAAAGUCUCCAAUGCAGCUUAAGGACAAGUGGGCCAAUUUGGUCCGUUACGGCCAUGUGAAACAACUUGAACCGCCUAAAACCAAAACUCGAAAUCUUAAAAAAUGGACUCUAGCAAACGCUUAA
Theileria annulata is the source of this 1848-nucleotide messenger RNA. RefSeq lists its product as uncharacterized. The coding region runs from base 1 to 1848 and encodes 615 amino acids. The transcript has a single exon. Lineage: Eukaryota; Apicomplexa; Aconoidasida; Piroplasmida; Theileriidae. The record is from RefSeq and is a predicted model, not a curated record.